Cydia amplana is the source of this 1450-nucleotide messenger RNA. RefSeq names its product cysteine protease ATG4B (gene Atg4a). The record is from RefSeq and is a predicted model, not a curated record. The transcript is spliced from 9 exons. Bases 108 to 1256 code for a protein of 382 amino acids. NCBI's taxonomy places the organism in Eukaryota, Metazoa, Arthropoda, Insecta, Lepidoptera, Tortricidae. Gene Ontology annotation, molecular function: protein-phosphatidylethanolamide deconjugating activity.
UGUCAGUGUUUGUUUUCGGCAUUUAUUUUUCUUGUGUACUCAUCGCACUGAACUGCCUUCGAAUAAUUUAUUUCUCAUUUGAAAACGUUUUAAUAUUAUGAUACAUAAUGGACGCUGUAUUUGAUAUAUGUUAUUUAGCAACAGAUGGUAACAACAUUGAGCCUGAUGAUAUUCCUAAGACAAAGGAUUACGUUUGGGUCUUGGGUAAAAAAUAUAGUGCUAUUCAAGAUUUGGAUCGUAUCAGACGGGACAUUACAUCCAUAAUAUGGUGUACGUAUCGAAAAGGGUUUGUACCUAUAGGAGACGAAGGACUAACAUCAGAUAAAGGUUGGGGUUGCAUGUUGCGCUGCGGACAGAUGGUCCUUGGAGUAGCCCUCGUCAGAAUACACUUAGCUUCAGAUUGGGUAUGGACCCCAGAAACAAGGGAUCCCACUUAUCUGAAAAUAGUUCAAAGAUUUGAAGAAAGAAAGCAAGCUCCAUACUCUAUCCACCAAGUGGCACUGAUGGGGGCAUCCGAGGGCAAAGAAGUUGGAGAGUGGUUUGGCCCAAACACUGUAGCACAAGUUCUGAAGAAAUUGGUGGUGUAUGACAAAUGGAGCUCACUUGCGAUACAUGUGGCUUUAGAUAAUACUGUUGUCACGGAAGACAUACUACAACAAUGUGUAGUCAAGAAUGACAGAGGGGACUGCUCGAGCUCUCCUGACAGUGUAGUUACCGACUGGAUGCCUUUGUUAUUGAUUGUGCCUCUGAGACUUGGCCUCAGUGAAAUAAACCCAGUUUACAUUGAAGGACUGAAGAUAUGCUUCCAAUCACCACAGUCUAUUGGUGUGAUAGGUGGCAAACCCAACCAAGCUUUGUACCUGAUAGGAUGUGUGGCAGAUGAAGUCAUAUACUUAGAUCCACACACUACCCAGCGCUCAGGACUGGUUGAAACCAAAAUUACUGAUGACCAAAAAGAGAUGGACUGCUCAUAUCAUUGCAAAUAUGCAUCUCGUAUCCCAAUGCUUGCAAUGGACCCUUCAGUGGCUGUGUGUUUCCUGUGCCGAACAAGAAGUGACUUCGAUGAAUUGUGUGCCACAAUACAGCAAAAGCUAAUGAAGGAGACUCAACCCCUUUUCGAACUAUGUGAGAAGAGGCCGUCACACUGGGGUCCCAGCACUGCUGAUAUAGAUUUACAAAACACAAGCCUAUUUACUGAAUUUGAAGAUGUGGACCGUCAAUUUGAUGAUUCAGAUGAAGAAUUUGAAAUUCUAUGAGAGGAGUCUGAUAUACAUGUAGAAGACUAUAAUGUUUUACAAGAAAAAUCACAAGGACUUGAUAUUACUAUGCUAGAGGAAUAAUAGGCUAGUUAUAUUGUCGCCAUCUAGCGUAAGCUUUUUAAGGUUUUAUAUAGAUCCCAGAUAGCCGCAUAAUUUAUUUGUAAUAAAUGAAUUCAUAUUUGUACCUUCAA